Pelmatolapia mariae (spotted tilapia) is the source of this 4932-nucleotide messenger RNA. RefSeq names its product proline-serine-threonine phosphatase interacting protein 1a (gene pstpip1a). The record is from RefSeq and is a predicted model, not a curated record. Lineage: Eukaryota; Metazoa; Chordata; Actinopteri; Cichliformes; Cichlidae. Gene Ontology annotation, cellular component: cytoplasm; actin filament; plasma membrane. The coding region runs from base 150 to 1379 and encodes 409 amino acids. Gene Ontology annotation, biological process: actin filament polymerization. Gene Ontology annotation, molecular function: actin filament binding. The transcript has 15 exons.
GAGCUCCAGCAUGAAGCUUCGCUUCCUGAAUGUGUCAUGAUCUGUUUCACUUGUAUCAAGCCACAGCCAGCUACGCUGCUUGGAGUUAGAAGUGGCUGAAAGUUGAGUGCACUCUACAGCUGGGACUAUUUUUUUAAUAUACGGCCAGGAUGACAUUACAGUUUAAAGAUGCCUUUUGGGGAUCAGACUUCAUCAGCAAUGUUGGUUAUGAGACGAUUCUUCAGAGGCUUAAUGAUGGUCGGCGGACGUGCAAAGAAGUGGAGGAGCUCUUGAAAAUGAGAGCAACAGCAGAGGAGAAAUAUGGAAAAGAGCUUAUCACCAUUGCCCGCAAGGCCGGGGGCAUGUAUGAAAUCUGCACUUUGAGAGCAUCUUUUGAUGAAAUGAAAACACAAAUUGAAAACAUCGGAAAUUUGCACAUUCAGUUGUCUGGGCUCCUAAAGGAGGAGGUGAAGAGAAUGGAGCACUUUAGAGAGCGACAGAAAGAACAGCGAAAAAAGUAUGAAGUCAUCAUGGAGAAGGUCCAGAAGACAAAAGUCUCCCUCUACAAGAAAACAUUAGAGUCCAAAAGAUCCUAUGAGCAGCGCUGCAAAGAGGCAGAUGAGGCAGAGCUAACGGCUGAGAAGCUGGGCACUGCCCCCACAGCCACUCCCAAACAGAUUGAAAAGAUGAACAACAAAUCCAAACAGUGCAGAGAGGCUGCAGAAGAGGCUGAGAAACAGUACACGACAAACACUGAACAGCUUGACAAGAUCCGUCAAGAGUGGGAAUCGACUCACACUGACACAUGCGAGAUAUUUCAGCAGCAAGAAGAAGACCGCAUCAGUGUCGUUAGAAAUGCCUUGUGGGUGCACUGUAACCACUUAUCAAUGCAAUGUGUGAAAGAAGAUGAGUGCUAUGAAAAUGUGAGGAAGUCGCUGGAAAUGUGUGACAUCGUCACAGACAACAACGGCUUUGUUGAGAUGAAAAGCACUGGCUCAACCCCCCCAGCUCCAGUUGAAUAUCAAAAUUACUACGAUAAGAAUCCUACAGCUGAGAGAAACGGUGGUGUUGGAUUUGUUGGAGUCAUGAAGAGGUUUUCAAAUCUUCUGCAGGGGAACUGUUCCAGUGGCUCGAAAGUAAACAUCAACGAAGGAGUUCCCCAGUCUGCAGCAGAAACAUCAGAUGGAGUAUAUGCAUCCAUUCCUGGAUUCCAGGCGUCCCAAAUGGGAAGUGAUGAAUACAAGGCGAUAUACGACUAUGUGGCACAGGGAGAGGAUGAACUCCCUCUGUCUGUUGGAGACAUUGUGAUUGUCUUGGAACAAGGUGAAGAUGGCUGGUGGACAGUGAAAAGAAAUGGUAUUUCUGGACUGGUUCCAGGCUCAUAUCUUGCUAAAGAAUGAGUCUAAGAGCCGUAUGUAGGACUACAUAACUGCUACAUUUCUGUGUACAUGUUGUAAAGACUAUGGAAUAGAAUAACCCCAGAGCUUCAUCUUAUCCGCCAUUACCUUUCUGUUGUAAGUACCACUGAAGCACUUGUAGGAUUUAAAAUUUUGACACGCUGUUAUGGAGAGAAAUCAGUCUCAAAGUUGUCACAGAUGUGCAUGAUUACAAUCUACAAGCACAAACUAGGAUUUAUAAAUGUGUGCUUCAGCUGGUGGAAAAUCUUAAGAACACACAAAUAUGUGCUCUACACCCAAAUACAAAGCCAUUUGAACACAUGUAAAAAUAUUUUAUAUUAGUUUAUUAUUCUUGAAUAAAUGGUGAUCAUGCAUGCACAAAUUUUAAAGCUUGACUUUACAGAUCUGAUCAUUUACACUUUCAAAAAGCUUCCUCUGCUUACAGGUGUCUAUUAAAUGACCGUAAUCUGAUAAGGACGGAUCAUGUCAGGUGUGCAAUUGGGGUAUGAGACACUUCUCAUUUCAUUCAGCAGUGCACAGAUCCAUAAAUGUAUGUUGUUUUUAAAUGCUAGAAAAAAAACUGGGACAUCUGGGUUUUCUGCUUAUUCCUAUCCUAAUUCAAAUAAAUCAGGUGUAUUUUCUAAAUGAACAGAAUAGCUUGUUAGCCCUCGACUAGAACACAAACUAAUUACAGAUGCUAUACAGACUGAUGCAUAGCAUAUGCUAAAGUAGUAAAACCUAUAAGCUAAUAUAGGUGAAUAGUUAAACCUAUAAAGUAGUUCACAAGUGAAGCAAAAUAAAACAGGCAAGUCACAAAGACAUCUGCUUUAAAAGCAAAAAAGGGGGAAAAUAGAAGUCAAAAAUGAUUGUAUUUCUUUGUGCAGAUAUCCUUUGUGCAGAGUCCCUGACCCAAUAUCUGCUACUGGUACUAAGAGAUCAAAGUUAUAGUUGGAACAAAUGUUUGCAAAACAUGCAGGAAGCCAGCGCACUGCGACAUUUUAACACGCAUAAUUUAGAGGGUUGCUGGUAAGGGCCCAGUGUGAACAAUUUCAACAGCACUGCUUUCAACAUCCUGUGAAAGCUGAAGAUGCUGUGACAUAGCCUCAGCUAAAACUAUUCUUGACCACAUACAAAGUCAAGAUAGCAAAUAUCCAGUGGUGUGUUUUGCAGUCUCACCCCAGUGUACUUAAGUGGAACCUGUGAAGGGAGAAGUGACGUCACCCUAUAUUUUAAGUAAACACAAACAAAGAGUACAGUGUUUUUUUACCUGCAGAUAAAAAAAAAAUCCUUUCUAGGACAGUUUGUGUAUGUUUUUAACAGACUUGAGGAAUCAGAACCAAAGGGAAACUAACUGGGAAGACAGUUAGCAGUUGACAGUGGUACAACACAUCAAGCCUCCACAAAACAUUAUUCCCCAGUGUUCUGCAUAAGCCACAGUGAACUCAAACUUUUUAAUUAAUCUUAGACUCAUGCAUGACUGUUAAUUAACUAUUUUAAACCAACUUGCACAUGGGGUCAACAAUGGUGGUCAUAUUUUACUCAGCUUAGCCAAAUACCCACACAUCUUGCUGAUUUCUCUUCAUUUUAAAGCAGGAGUGUGCUGGUCAGUUAAGAGCCUCAAAAGUAAAGUGAAAGACACUAAAGAAAAGAUGAAAGAUUUUAGGGCUAAUAAACUAAAUGCAUAAUCCUAAAAUUGAUUGAAUGUGAGCAAUAGUGCAAUUUAUUUUCAACAAAUUCAGCUGUUCAGGAAUAACAGUCUAUACUUGACUGCUUAUUUUUUAAUUACACUUAUAGAUAUGUCUUAUUAGUGUCAUAUUUAAAGUUCAUGUGUUUUUGUAAGUUUAUUAUGAAUAGUUUAUUCAUAAUAAACUAUGACAUACUAUUAUUAAAGUUCUCACUUCAAAUACUUAUGACUAAUGAAAACAUAAAAUCAAAAUGGCUUGUGAAUAAAAAAUUAAUGCUAGGAGCUAAUUGACAUCUGCAGAUGCCAAAAUGCUGACAGUUCAGGAUCACUCAUUAGGCUUAUAUUAAUGUUAGUUUAGACGAAUGACCAUGACCAUUUAUUAAUCUUCAUAGGCUGCUGAGUAGUAUCUGUAAUAGAUAAUCGUAUGUGUUCUAGUCGAGAGGUGAUGAUUUUAUUUUGUUUAUUUAGAAAAAAAAAGGUUAUUUGAAGUCAUGUAGGAAGCCCAGAUGUCCCACUCGCACUCGAAUGCAGCAUGUGUUUGGGGCUGAAAGAGUGAAGUGUCUUAAAUUCCCAUCUGAUUGUAACAUGUCAUAUCAGUUGACCGCACACUGAAAUCAGCUCUGUAAGUGAUUGAAAAUCAUAAAUAUGUUUAGACGUUUGUAUUCACACGAGGCCUUUUGAAAGCAGACAUUAUCAGAUUUGUGAUUUGUGGGUAAAGUGUUUUCUGUUUGUGUGUGCAUUGGAGCACGAAUUUGUACAUUUCAAAAUUGCACACAAAUCAUCGUACAUUGUAUUUAAAAUGUUAAUUUAUGCUUUUGAGGCCAAAAAGGGAAAGAUUAAAAAUGAGAACAUCAGAAGGACAGUUCAGAGCAGUUUAGAGACAAACUUAGGAGAAGAUGUCAUGGAUGUAGUGAAGGAGGAGACGCAGAGGGUGGUCACAUCAUACACAUUUGUAAAACUUGGGAGACUCAUUUCUCUUUACAGCCCCUAGUGGCAGCAAUAUAAAAGCCUGUGGAAGUAAUGCAUACUAUACAAAAUGUAAAAAAAAAAAAAGGCCUUUGUAUAUUUUCAAUGUGCAGAUAAUUGUAGUCUGAACACAACAAGUGCAUGUAACGUGUUUAUUUAUAUUUAUUAAAUUGAACUGAAAAGACAAACCUUCUAUUGUAGUGUUUUUUUAAACACUGUUAGCUUUAGCAUUCCAGUGAAGACUAUUUCUAAGGUGUUUUAUUAGAACAGUCUAUUCUUAGAUUAUGUGGCUAACAAUUCCCUGCUCUUUGGUUUCUGAUUACGCAGGAGUGGGCGUUGCUGUCAAGUUUUUAAUCAGGUAAAUAAAGCAGAGACAUUAACCAGAAAUCAUAUGAGUCUAAAAUCUUAAAUUAUUUGACACCGGUGUCUUCUGACCUUUGACUCUUUGAUAGCAACAAGAACAAACAGAAACCGGAAAACAUUUGAUUUAAUUUUAAAUAUGCUGCAAUUACAUUCUGGAGUCUUGCCGCUGCUACAUUUUAGCAAGUCAUGUUCUAAAACUACCAUUGGUAGACUGCAAACAGAAAGGGACAAAGUAAAUGCAUUACACUUCAAAUACCCCAAAUACUAAAAGAACUGAUUCAAAAGAUAAAGCUCAAAUAAGCAAAAGCCAGUGAAUGUACGCAGUUUACACACAAAAACAUGCAGUGGCCUUUACUUCUACUGCAGUUUAAGUAUUUCUUGACAGAAUACUGUUGAUGAAAAAGUUUAAAACGUACGUGAGCUGCAGGAGUAGUUCUCAUAGUAGAAUAGUAGUAGCAGUAUUAAUAGCAGUUGAAGUACAAGGUAAAUUAUAUGCUUUCUUUCAAGUACAUGACAGAUUUAAAAAAAUAAAAUAAAAUACAA